AUGAGCAUCUCGCAGGAGCCCCCAGCGCCAACAACAGCACCCGUAGUUCAAGGCCGACUCAUCGGUCACUUUCAGGACCGUCCGCUGAAUGGCCACGCUUCCGGCUGGUCUUCCCUCUGGGGCUCAAAUGAGAGUGGUCUCUGGGAUCGCGGGAGACCCUCUCUCGCACUAGUUGACCUCAUCGAGGAAGAGGAAAACGCCAUCUUCCAACCAACAAAGUCAAAUGGCGAGCGGAAAAAAGCCCUCGUACCCGGCUGUGGACGUGGCUACGACGUAGUCAUGCUCGCUCUACAUGGUUUUGAUGCCUACGGGCUCGAGAUAUCAGCAACUGGGGUAGCCGCCGCCAGAAAAUACGCGGCAACUGAACUACGAAAGCCUCAAAAGUAUAACUUUGGGGCUGGGUGGACAGGACCGGUGGAGCCGGGGAGUGUUACUUUCGUGGAGGGAGAUUUCUUUAAAAACUGGGAACGACAGGUCUCCACAGACGGAGAAGUCAAAUUUGACCUAGUGUAUGAUUACACGUUCCUUUGCGCUUUACACCCGCAGAUGCGCCCGCAGUGGGUAGCGCGCAUGGGCCAGCUAGUACGACCCGACGGAGUCUUGGUUUGUCUGGAGUUCCCCAUGUACAAGGAUCUGACCCAGCCUGGUCCGCCUUGGGGACUGAACGGUGUCCAUUGGGACAUUCUGGCGCGGGGAGGCGAUGGGUUGAAGAACAUAGGCAAAGAGACUGAGGUUGAUCAGGUCGAUGAAUUACCCGGUCGGUUUAGGAGGUUACUCUAUCGGAAACCCUCCCGAUCGUACGAGGCUGGGAGAGGACAGGACAUGUUGAGCGUUUAUGCGCCCAAGUAG
This is a messenger RNA of Aspergillus alliaceus, 849 nucleotides long. RefSeq names its product S-adenosyl-L-methionine-dependent methyltransferase. The record is from RefSeq and is a predicted model, not a curated record. Gene Ontology annotation, molecular function: S-adenosylmethionine-dependent methyltransferase activity. The transcript has 4 exons. The coding region runs from base 1 to 849 and encodes 282 amino acids. NCBI's taxonomy places the organism in Eukaryota, Fungi, Ascomycota, Eurotiomycetes, Eurotiales, Aspergillaceae.